Molecule: messenger RNA, 2616 nt
Organism: Quercus lobata
Lineage: Eukaryota; Viridiplantae; Streptophyta; Magnoliopsida; Fagales; Fagaceae
Gene: BIM1
Product: basic helix-loop-helix (bHLH) DNA-binding superfamily protein
Exons: 12
Coding region: 486-2246 (586 amino acids)
Biological process (GO): DNA-templated transcription
Molecular function (GO): protein dimerization activity; DNA-binding transcription factor activity
Source: RefSeq, a predicted model, not a curated record
GAGAGAAAGAGAGCUUUUUUUUUUUUUUUUUUUUUUUUUUUUACUGGUCGAAAUUCGAAGGAGAUUGGUUCUGCAUUAUUGGUGUUUAAAGCUUUGAAUUCAGACACUUUGAUUCGCUGACUUCUGUGACUCAAUUUUUCCGGGCUCAUGGUUUUACUUUUACGUGUACGGAAAAUAUGUAAAGCUGAAUUGUUGGUCAAGAAAAUUUUCUUCCCAAGUGUUUGAAGCAAUAAUUGAGAGCAAUUACAUAAUUUGGAGCUAUUCGAUUUAUUCGAGGAAGUGAAUGCGCCUUCGAUCUUUCUCUUCUCUCUAGUACGCGGAUCUGAGAAGCACCAGUGAGAAUUUGAGGCUCCAACGUUCCAAUUCCGCUUUGAGAGUUCUGAAUUUUCGAAGAAUUCAAUUAUUAGUCAGAGAAUUCACUGAAUUUGAGGCUCUGAGGAUACUUUCUUUACAUAAUUCAGUUCAAAAAAAAAAAAAAAAAAGACAUGGAGCUUCCUCAACCUCGUCCCUUUGGAACCGCAGGACGAAAACCAACACAUGAUUUUCUGUCACUGUACACUCAUUCAACUGCCCAGCAAGAUCCAAGGCCAUCUUCUCAAGGAAGUUACCUCAAAACUCAUGAUUUCUUGCAACCAUUAGAGCGGAUAGGAAAGACCAGUGCAAAGGAAGAAACCACAGCUGAGAUAUCAUCGGUGGAAAAGCCACCGCCUCCGGCACCACCGCCUUCGGUGGAGCACACUCUCCCCGGAGGGAUUGGGACUUACACUAUAAGCCACAUUUCAUCCUAUUUUAAUCAAAGGGUUCCAAAGCCAGAGGGGUCAAUAUAUACAGUAGCACAAACAAGUAGUACAGAUAGGAAUGAUGAAAAUUCCAACUCCAGUUCUUAUACAGGAAGUGGGUUCACAUUGUGGGAAGAAUCUGCGUUGAAAAAGGGAAAGACAGGGAAGGAGAAUAUGGGUGAAAAACCAGUCACAAGAGAAGCUGGGGCGAAGUUGAGUGGACAACAAUGGACGACGUCGUCAGAGAGGCCAUCACUGUCGUCUAACAGUAACAACAACAACAACAACGACAACCACCGCAACAGCUUCAGCUCUCUCUCUUCCUCUCAGGCUACAGGGCAGAAGAACAAGAACAAAAGCUUCAUGGAAAUGAUCAAAUCCGCACAAGGUAGUACCCAUGAAGAUGACAUAAUAAUAGACGAUGAGGAAGAGUUUGUCCUUAAGAAAGAGCCCUCUACUCCUGUUGCUACUACAGCUACUACUACUCCCCACAUAGGGGAGCUGAGGGUAAAAGUGGACGGGAAGAGCUCUGAUCAGAAGGCUAACACGCCACGUUCCAAGCAUUCUGCAACAGAGCAGCGUAGAAGGAGUAAAAUUAAUGAUAGAUUUCAGAUGUUGAGGGAACUCAUUCCUAAUAGUGACCAAAAGAGAGAUAAGGCAUCAUUUUUAUUAGAGGUUAUCGAGUACAUUCAGUUUUUACAGGAGAAAGUACACAAGUAUGAGGGGUCAUACCAAGGAUGGAGCCAUGAACCGGCAAAAUUGAUGCCAUGGAGAAACAAUCACAGACCAGCAGAAAGUUAUGUUGAUCAAUCACGAGGUGUAAAUAAUGCGUCUGCUCCUGCAUUAGUGUUUGCUGGGAAGUUUGAUGAGAAAAAUAUCUGCGUCUCUCCAACCAUUGCUGGGAGUGCACAGAACCCAGUAGAAUCUGACAUAAGUACUGCCACUACCUUUAAACAGAUGGAUAACCACCCCAUAAUCACCAAUAAGGGAAUACCCUUUCCUAUGUCGCUGCAGCCAAAUGUCUUCACACCUGUCAGGAUUAGUGGUGCAGUACCUCAACUUCCUCCUAAAUUGGCAUCUGAUGCAGAAAACAUUUCAUCUCAUCCUCAACCACAGUUAUGUCAACUGAGAUCAUGUCCUACUGAUGGCGGCACAACUAGUGACAAGCCAAAAGAACAGGACUUGACUGUUGAAGGUGGUACCAUUAGCAUAUCAAGUGUGUAUUCUCAAGGGUUGUUAAAUACUCUGACAGAAGCACUGCAGAGUUCUGGAGUGGAUUUGUCACAAGCCAGUAUCUCAGUACAAAUUGAGCUUGGAAAGCAAUCUAAUGGUAGAGCGACCAGACCACCAUCUGUUGUAAAGGUUAAUGAGGUUCCAACUAGCAAUCAGGGGACAAUACGCUCUAGAGUUGCAAGUGCUGAAGACUCUGACCAAGCCCGAAAGAAGUUCAAGACAGGCAAAAGCUAAAAUGACAGUUUCACUAUUUUCUUAUUUUUCUAAUUGUAUUAAUUGAUUUUUUUGGGUAGCCUAGAUCAUCUUGGGAGGGUUUAUUCAUGUCUUCUGCUGGUUUAUAAACUACCCAGUUGAGACCAAGAUUGAUUGUUUGUACAUGUAGCAUCUUUCAAUUAGUUUGUUGGGAUCCACAUAUUUCCCAGCAAAAUAAUAUGUAUUAUUUAUUUUCUAUUUGUUGUCAUCAUAGAGGCUUCCAUGUAAGAUUGAGAAGCUGCUUUUUCAUUUAAAGCUUCCAUUCUUGUAAAGUUUCUUUCAAUAUUAUUUUUCUUGAUUCCUGAAAUGUAAGAGAAUUUUUUUAAUUGAAGGGUGCUGUAACAUUUUUUAU